GUGUGUCCAUAAUAAACAAUUCCUUAGCAGUGGUGUGAGGGGAGUUGAACUCCAAGCUGCUGACCAAUGAGAUGGAGGCCGUACAAUCAUCCCAGCAGCGGCAGCAGCAUCAUUGUGUUGUGUGUGUACGAGUGUGUGAGCGUGUGUGAGUGUAGUAGUAGCUUUAAACGGGGGAAUCUGGACACCCUCUCUGAAUUGAAUAGGACCCUCUGCAGGCAGGCCGUGCUUCUUCUGCCCCUUCUCAAUGUGCUCUUUACCAAAUGGAAGCAGAGGUGUUGAACCCGCAGAUGAUGGCAGACGUCAACGGCAACAACAAAAUCACCAACGCGGAGCUGGAGGUGCUGAAGCUGCAGGAAUUGGUCCGAAAAUUGGAGAGGCAAAACGAACAACUGCGGACCAGAGCGAACGCUGUAAACAAUUGCUCCGUCGGCCCUCCUCAUCUCCAGACCUCGUUGUCGUGUCUGCUCGGCGGUACAGCGUGUGCGAGUGACUACGUCCCCGGCAAAUAUGGCAUUUCGAGCCCGACACAGUCGCAUCCCUGUCCCCCCGGAGCCCGGGGAGCGACGGAGGAGCCGUUCGCGUAUUUUCAGCCGAGCUCGGUGUCUCCUGGCGCCGCCGCCGCCGCUGGGGAGGACGGCGCCGCCCCCGGAGCCACCACGACCGUUAUGGAUGAGGUUGAUAUUUUGGACCUCGACGCCGCGCUCCCUUUCGGAGAGCCCGAUAGCUGGCUGUACGUGAGUCCCAAAGCCAAGCUGUGGGGCGGGAGUGUCCUCAGCCCUCUCCAGUGGUGCAGGCAGGUACUGGAUCACCCGGGGCCCGAGGUGGAGCUGGCCAAGAUGACCCUCUGCCACAGGCUGGACCAAGCUAAGCGGUGGCGAGGACUCCCCUCGGUCCGUCCAUACAGCUGCAUAGAGGGACUGUCCACCCUCAGCUGCCCCGUGCUGCCUUACACGAAACCUGCUGCACCAACCGUGGCCCCAGCUCCAUUGCCAUCAUGCGCUCAGUCUUUCCUCCAGCCUCUCAGGGCCAGCCUCAGUGACAGAGCGCCCACCUUCCUAUCAAACUCCACUCUCCACAACGUGGGCCGCCGACACGCGGCAAUCAGCCCCCAGUCUUCCGUGGACAGUGAGGUGGGUGUGUCAGAUCUGGAGGACGACUCCAUCUCUAUGAGCUACAAACUGCAGGACAUGACGGACGUGGAGGUCAUGGCACGACUUCAGGAGGAGAGCCUCCGACAGGACUACGCCUCUACCUCGCACACCGCCACAGCCGGCCAGCGCAGAUCCAGCUUCUCCUUGCACUCCCUCCGGCGCAGCGAGAUGGAUCUAGAGGAGGAGGACGAGGAGGAGGACGAGUGUUACGACCAGCUCCCGCCUCCCCAGCCUCGACUGUUCGGCUCUAUGCAGCGGGGCGGCCUGCCCCACUCUCACACCUUCUCCAGUAUCAGAGACUGCAGACGCAGCUCAAUCGCACCUCAGUUCUCACUCAGCGGACUCUCCCAGUACUCUGGACCCCUCAGCCUGACCAUGGAAACACACUCAGCAUACAGGAAUAGCACAGACAAGCUACGGAGAAGCAUGCCCAACCUGCUCCGAGCUCCCAGCAUGCCCAGUGUUCCCAGCAUUCCAUGCCUGGCUUCCCCUGUCUACCCACCCUCCCACGGCCCUUCCUCCUUGCCAACGAUAUCCUCCCUGCGGAGCAGCCAGAGCUUUGACUCCUCCAGUGGGCUUGCACGACUCCAGUCCUCCAUUCCCUCCCCAGGCCAGCUCACCCAGCGGGUCCAGAGCGUGGGCAACUUCCCCACCACUCCCCGACACCCGCUAAAAGCCACGGCCUACGUGAGCCCCAUAGUGCAGCAGGGCCCCACCUCCACCUCCCUGUCCACCUCCAUCAGUCUACACUCCAUACCCGGCAGCGCGGGACCGCCUCAGCCCCUCAAACUGAGCAGCAGUUUGGUGCUGCAGCCCCUGAAAGUCGGCGGCAAUCAGCCGGCCGUCACCCGCAGCUCCCUCCCUCGCCCGGCCUCCUUUGUGGGAACGAGUGGAGUUCCACGUGCAAGCAAGAUCGGCCAGCCCACACGCAGUUUGCUGACUCCUCCAAAGAGCCUGGCUGCCCUGACAGCCCUGAGGGACGGCAGCUGGAAAGAUGGCUGCUACUGAACCCAAAUCAGACGGAAGCUGAGGAGGGAUCCCAGGGCAACGCACUGAUUUCAAGUGUUGCCGUCAGGAGGGCCCGGCUGCGACCCAAGAGAGAGUGGCUGUUAGCGUUUGUAAAGGCCGCUGCUCUUCACUUGAAGGACUGAGAACAGUACGGGUCCAGCAGGCUGGACCUUCACAUUACUACCUGUUGAAACACAGACUGACACACGAUGGAACAACCUGGCAAAAUUCUGAUAAUCUGUUGUUCCGUGUGAACUGGAUCUUCUUUGAUAUGCGUUUUUUUUGUGGAUGGUUAGAGUGAAGCUUCGGGAAAAGACAGCCCGCGCUUUUGUACAUGCUUUUACUGAUUUCAUACGACUAAUUUAGCAACUAUUGAUUUUUGUCAGACCGUGGUGUCGGAUAUGAAGUUGAACCUGGGAUUUUGUUACAUCCUGUGCCUGUUGAAAAGUAGUGUAUUUGAUAUUAUAUUUAUUGGCUGGACCUCGCAGCAUUUUUGAUCAGAGCUCUGAUUAACACAUUAUAGUGUUUCCUAAGUGAAGUAUGACCUUGGUUAAAGUAAGUGUGCACACGUUAUCCUUACUAUUAUUUUCCUUAUUGUUUACAUAAGAGCUGAGAUUUUGAAUGCUCUUCGAUAAACAUAAUCGCUGCAAUGAUAUUGCACAAAGAGCCCUGAUGCUUUUUAUGGCUGACAAGACUUUAAAGAGGAGGUGAAUUUUUC
Anarrhichthys ocellatus (wolf-eel) is the source of this 2877-nucleotide messenger RNA. It is a transcript of the gene slain1a, whose product is annotated as SLAIN motif family, member 1a. The transcript is spliced from 9 exons. NCBI's taxonomy places the organism in Eukaryota, Metazoa, Chordata, Actinopteri, Perciformes, Anarhichadidae. Gene Ontology annotation, cellular component: microtubule plus-end. The record is from RefSeq and is a predicted model, not a curated record. Gene Ontology annotation, biological process: cytoplasmic microtubule organization; microtubule nucleation; positive regulation of microtubule polymerization. Bases 261 to 2159 code for a protein of 632 amino acids.